Molecule: messenger RNA, 1953 nt
Organism: Nannizzia gypsea CBS 118893
Lineage: Eukaryota; Fungi; Ascomycota; Eurotiomycetes; Onygenales; Arthrodermataceae
Product: signal recognition particle receptor subunit alpha
Exons: 3
Coding region: 1-1953 (650 amino acids)
Biological process (GO): SRP-dependent cotranslational protein targeting to membrane
Cellular component (GO): signal recognition particle receptor complex; endoplasmic reticulum membrane
Molecular function (GO): ATP hydrolysis activity; GTPase activity; signal recognition particle binding
Source: RefSeq, a predicted model, not a curated record
AUGUUGGACGCCUUUGAAGUUAUUACUACGUCCGGGGUGGUUCUCUGGUCAAAAACAUACGCUCCAGUUAGAACCCAUAUCGUUAACGCUCUGAUCAAAGAUGUCUUUAUCGAGGAGAGGACCGGGAUUGACCGAGCUGCUCGGAAGUAUAACAAGGAACAAUAUACCUUGAGAUGGACAGAGGCAAAGGGGUUCGGCCUUAUCUUUGUUGCAGUUUACCAGUCCCUCCUCCAUCUUAGCUGGAUUGACGACCUCCUGGAAAACAUAAAGACUAUAUUUUUGGGCCUAUACAAGGAACAGCUUAAAGGGUCGCAGUUCAGAGUCACCAACUACCCGUUCGACAAAUACUUCGAGCAACAGCUAAGGGAGCUUGAUCAGACAACGGAGCUUCCGGCCGAAGACAAACGUCAGCUUGGCGUAGAAAGCAAAAGGGAUGCACUUACACAGGCAGAUACAGGAGGGCCACCACCGCCGCCUGUUCCGGGGCUUCUUGCGGUGCAGCGUCAAGCUGCGCCGGCGACGGAGGUGCUUAGCGACAGCACCCCGUCUCAAACCCCAGAAACGUCUCGACCUGUUACUCCAAGCUCCCAGGUCCUCACCGCAAAAGCAGGGCCAGGAGGUCGCAUUUCUCGUCGUGCCCGCAAGGCCGCCAACGCCAACUCAAACCCUAACUCUGGCGCGGAGGAUAAGGGAAAGAAGUCAACUAAUGGCAAAUCUGGUGGAAAGAAGAUGAGAAAGUGGGGGCCAGAUGGUAUUGCAGAUGAAGAAAGUGAUGAAAUACUGGACUAUUCUGCAAAUGAUGCUGGUGCAAGUGCCACUGAAGACUUGCCUACGCCUUCAGUCGAUCCCAUCGACAGCGAUUCAUUCGGAACAAAGACGAAAAAGGGCCAGUUCGUUCUCAAGGAUCUCGGCGAUGAGAUUCAUUCCAUCCUUCAGACUGCAGAUGAAGAGAAGGCUAAAGCCAACGGAUCUUCUGCUGGCGUCGUCAACUCCAGCAUAGGCGCCAUCAGUAGCAUGUUCCGCAACGUGGUCGGGGGGAAGGUGUUGACCGAAGCUGAUCUGGUGAAGCCCCUGAAGGCAAUGGAAGAUCACUUGCUGAAGAAGAAUGUUGCUCGUGAAGCCGCUGUUCGCCUUUGCGAGGGUGUCCAAAAGGAGCUGGUAGGUAAGAAGACAGCCAGCUUCCAGAGCAUCGACUCCGCCCUCCGCGCGGGAAUGGAAUCAUCCCUUCGCAAAAUUCUUACGCCCACAUCCUCGCUUGAUCUACUCCGUGAAAUCGAGGUAGUCACCUCACCUACGAAUCGGCAACAGCCCCGAAGGCCAUACGUGAUCUCAGUCGUCGGAGUCAACGGCGUCGGCAAAUCCACCAACUUGAGCAAGCUGUGCUUCUUCCUGCUACAGAAUAAGUAUAAAGUCCUCAUCGCAGCCUGCGACACUUUUCGUUCUGGUGCAGUUGAACAGCUUCGUGUUCAUGCCAGAAAUCUCAAGGAGCUUAGCGCAAGAGAGAACGCUGGUCAUGUCGAACUUUAUGAAAAGGGCUAUGGCAAAGACGCAGCUAAUGUCGCUAAGGAUGCUGUCUCCUACGCCGCUACAAAUGACUUUGAUGUCGUUCUAAUCGAUACCGCUGGUCGUCGACACAACGAUCAAAGACUCAUGUCCUCCCUGGAGAAAUUCGCCAAGUUUGCUAACCCCGAUAAGAUUCUUAUGGUUGGAGAAGCGCUGGUUGGCACCGAUAGUGUCAUGCAAGCGCGGAAUUUCAACCAGGCUUUUGGUUCCGGCAGAGGCCUUGACGGAUUUAUUAUUAGCAAGUGUGAUACCGUAGGAGACAUGGUUGGUACUCUUGUCAGCAUGGUUCAUGCCACUGGCAUACCUAUUGUCUUCCUUGGUGUUGGACAGCAUUACGGUGACCUCAGGGGACUUAGCGUUCCUUGGGCUGUUGGCCUGCUCAUGAAGUAA